AGGGCAGUGGCGGGGAACCGCAACUGCGCUCUUGGGCCAGGGACUCCAGAUUCUAGCAAAGGGCGGAGCUUCUCGGAAAGUGAGGGAAGGCGGGGCUGGCAGGAACCCUAGGGGAAGUAGGAAGCUCGGCUGGCGAGCGGACCGGACCUCACCGAAGCUCAGGCUGGCUCGCCAUGUCCGCAGGAGGCCCUCGAGUGGGAUCCGUGUCCCUGGACUUCUCCAAGUUCUCCCUACCCUUGGCCGCGCUCAACGUGGGAGUGCGGCGCCGUCUCUCGCUAUUCUUAAACGUCCGGAUGCCGGUGGCGGCCGACUGGACCUUGCUGGCGGAGGAGAUGGGCUUCGAGUACUUGGAGAUCCGACAACUGGAGACGCGCCCUGACCCCACGGGCAGUUUGUUGGAUGCCUGGCAGGGGCGCUCUGGCGCGACGGUCGGCAGGCUGUUAGAGAUGCUAGCCAUGCUGGACCGUGAGGAUAUACUGCGGGAGCUGUUGCCCCACAUCGAGAAUGACUGCAAGAAAUACAUAACGAAGCAGCAGAUGCAGGAGUCUGAGAAGCCCUUACAGGUGGCCAGAGUGGAAAGCAGUGUCCCACAAACAAAGGAGCUGGAGGGCAUCACCACUCUCGACGACCCGCUUGGACAAACACCAGAGCUUUUCGAUGCCUUCAUCUGCUACUGCCCCAGUGAUAUUGAGUUUGUGCAGGAGAUGAUCAGGCAGCUAGAACAGACAGACUAUCGGCUGAAGCUGUGUGUGUCCGACCGUGAUGUCCUGCCAGGCACCUGUGUCUGGUCCAUUGCCAGUGAACUCAUUGAGAAAAGGUGUCGCCGGAUGGUGGUCGUUGUUUCUGAUGAUUACUUACAGAGCAAGGAGUGUGAUUUCCAGACCAAGUUUGCUCUCAGCCUCUCUCCAGGUGUCCAACAGAAGCGGCUGAUUCCCAUCAAAUACAAGGCGAUGAAGAAGGACUUCCCCAGUAUCCUGCGGUUCAUCACUAUCUGUGACUAUACCAACCCUUGUACCAAGUCCUGGUUCUGGACCCGCCUUGCCAAGGCUUUGUCUCUGCCCUGAAGAUGGCCCCCGGAGCUCUAGGUCUGUCAGCCUGCCCUUGCCUCCUCUGACCCUGUAGGAGGGAAUUUAUGGUCCACUCAUCCCUAGAGGUUCUAGCUGAACUUCCACAGCAACCAAACCCCAUCUGGACACCCUCCCUCAAGUCCUGAAUGGAAUGAGUGACUGAAAGUGACUUUAUUGCUUGCUGGGUUGUCAGCCAGCGCAGUGAUGACCAGGGUCAGUUGAGUCUAUGUAGAGGACCAGCUAAGUUACGUCUGAGCCAUCUUUGGCCUCAGUUUCUCCACCCGAGGGACAGAGUAUGGAGAGCCAACAGGAACAUGGGAAGACACUGUUCUGGCUGAAGGAGAGCUGGUUAUUAUGGGACCACAGUCAUGCCAGGACGACUUCCUCCUGUCCGCCUCACUUUCCUGUCCCUCCGUUUACAGGGCAAUGCGAAGGUGAGCUGACUUUGACCCGGAUUCUCUGAAACUGUCCUAUCUGCAUCUUUAACCCCCUCAGACUCAGCCCCACAUUUGGUGGUCACUGGUCUGGGUAACUGGGAUUGCUUUUCCCUCCCAUGUAGCCAUCCCUGUGCACGUGUUCCAGUUUUGCCUUGCUUGAAGAGGAUCCUGUCCUCUGACAUGACUAUCACUUAUAGUGGCCCCAGCAGGGCCACCAGGAUGAUGUCAUCAGGGAAUAUUCCUCUCUGGCCCACCAACACAGAGACUUUCUACCAACUUUCUGCACCCCGAUUACCUACUUGGUUAACAAGCAGCAAACACACACGAAAAACGUCCUUUCCCCAGUGCUUGGAGUCUUGUUCAUGCAGAUAUAUGUAGCAUGUUUCCUUACAUACACAGGCAUCUGCCUACAUGUGUUUACUUUGGGACAGCUCCCAAGAGUGGCUGAGUGGAAGAGUUCUACCAUCAAGGAGGCCUGGCCAUUUCCCUGGACAAAAAUGGGGUGUCUUUACUACAGGUGGUAGCAACAUGCCUACAAUUCCAGCAUUUGUGAGGUAGGGGCAGGAGAAUCAGGAGUUCAAGACUUUCCUUGGCUACACACCAAGUUUAAAGGCCAGCCUGGACUACAUGGCAGCCUCUCUCUCUCUUUCUCUCUCUCUCUCUCUCUCUCUCUCUCUCUCUCUCUCACACACACACACACACACACACACACACACACUGCCAAAAAAAAGAAGAAGAAAAAGAUGGGACACUGUUAAUUUCUUCUCUUUUCUCUAAUCAUUGAAAGCAAAGUCUAGAAAGGCCCCAAAUGUGAGUCAAGCCUGUGUGCCUUCAGCAAAAUGAAGUUGAAAAAGGAGAAGCUGCCUCACACCACAGCUCGGCUGCUUCCUCCCUAGCAAGAUGGUUCCCACAUUCCUCUCAAGCUCUCGGCCAUGGAGGCAAUGUCCCUAGUCUCUGUGCUCAGGGCAUACCCCAGGGUCCCGAAACCAACAGAAAAUGGGUCUCAGUGUCUGGGGCUGGAACGGAGGCCCCUUUGCAUGACCUCACGAAGCACUUCUGUGCUUGAUAUUGGGCAUUUUAGAGCAAUUUGGGCAAAAUAUCUUCUAUACCUGUUAUAUAGGUUUUAUGAGAACUUCAGUGAGAUAGGUGGGAUCAAGGCUCAUGUUUGCCAUUUGUACUUCUGUAUUUGAAAUUUGUGAUAAAAUUUAUUCUAUUUUAGAAAGCA
This is a messenger RNA of Myodes glareolus (Bank vole), 2729 nucleotides long. RefSeq names its product MYD88 innate immune signal transduction adaptor (gene Myd88). NCBI's taxonomy places the organism in Eukaryota, Metazoa, Chordata, Mammalia, Rodentia, Cricetidae. The record is from RefSeq and is a predicted model, not a curated record. Gene Ontology annotation, cellular component: plasma membrane. Gene Ontology annotation, biological process: defense response to Gram-positive bacterium; MyD88-dependent toll-like receptor signaling pathway; positive regulation of canonical NF-kappaB signal transduction. Gene Ontology annotation, molecular function: Toll-like receptor binding; TIR domain binding.